Alternaria burnsii is the source of this 891-nucleotide messenger RNA. RefSeq names its product fumarylacetoacetate hydrolase domain-containing protein 2. The transcript is spliced from 2 exons. Gene Ontology annotation, molecular function: catalytic activity. Lineage: Eukaryota; Fungi; Ascomycota; Dothideomycetes; Pleosporales; Pleosporaceae. The coding region runs from base 1 to 891 and encodes 296 amino acids. The record is from RefSeq and is a predicted model, not a curated record.
AUGCGGGUUGCAUGGUCCAGACUAAUUCGUUUCGCCGCCACCGACGGCCGCAUCCUUCGCGGCGAGCCCAUCCUCCCAACUCCAGAUUUCGAUCUCGGCAAAACAACCACAGAAACCAAGCUACAAGCAAAAGUCAUUGUCGGAGACAACAUCUACGAUGAUACAGGCGAAACAAAGGUUUCUGACGAGGUCGUUACGGUCAAGAAGUUACUUGGACCUUUGACGCGAGAUGAUGUGGAUAUUCUGCGUUGCGUAGGCCUUAAUUAUGCGAGACAUAUCAAAGAAGCUGGUCGAACUCCGCCGCCAUAUCCUUUCAUCUUCUUCAAGCCCACCACCUGUCUUCACGACCAUGACGAGGACGUCGUCAUCCCCAAGAUUGCUCAAGAUGAUCAAGCGGAUUACGAAGGCGAGCUGGUAAUAAUUAUCGGGAAAGAUGCCAAAGACGUACCGCUUGGAGACGCACUAGACUACGUCGCUGCAUACACGGGUGGCAACGAUGUGUCUGCGAGAAAACUGCAGCGCGACCCGAAUCUCGCAGGAGGCAUUCCGCAAUGGGGAUUUUCCAAAGGAUUCGAUACGUUUGCGCCGAUAGGCCCUGCGCUGGUUGCGUCGGAACUGAUUGGUGAUCCGAAGAAGCUGCUGCUCCAAACGAUUGUGGAUGGUGAGGUGAGGCAGAACGAGUACGUGAAUGACUUGCUGUUCGAUUGCGCUUAUCUGGUACAUUUUUUGUCCCAAGGGACCACGUUGCGUAGAGGAUCGGUCAUUAUGACGGGAACGCCGGGUGGAGUUGGCGCUGGAUUGAAGCCGCCGAAAUAUCUCGUUCCGGGGGCGAUCAUGGAAGUGUCGAUAAGCAAGAUUGGCACACUGCGGAAUGGUGUCAAAUUUGUGUAG